Galeopterus variegatus (Sunda flying lemur) is the source of this 571-nucleotide messenger RNA. It is a transcript of the gene MGP, whose product is annotated as matrix Gla protein. The record is from RefSeq and is a predicted model, not a curated record. Gene Ontology annotation, cellular component: extracellular region. NCBI's taxonomy places the organism in Eukaryota, Metazoa, Chordata, Mammalia, Dermoptera, Cynocephalidae. Gene Ontology annotation, molecular function: calcium ion binding. The transcript has 4 exons. Gene Ontology annotation, biological process: regulation of bone mineralization. Bases 20 to 331 code for a protein of 103 amino acids.
CCGCAGGACGACAGAGACCAUGAAGAGCCUGCUCCUUCUCACCGUCCUGGCUGCCUUGGUGGUGGCGACUUUGUGUUAUGAAUCUCAUGAAAGCAUGGAAUCCUAUGAAAUUUAUCCCUUCACAAACAGAAGAAAUGCUAAUACCUUCUUAUACCCGCAGCAGAGAUGGAGAGCAAAGGCACAAGAGAGAAUCCGAGAACGCUCCAAGCCUGUCUAUGAGAUCAACAGGGAAGCCUGUGAUGACUACAAACUUUGCGAACGCUAUGCCAUGGUUUAUGGAUACAACGCUGCCUAUGAUCGCUAUUUCAGGCAGCGCCGAGGAGCCAAAUGAGAUUGGAAAAAAAUUGUAUUUUCCUGGAGGCUAGUGCCUGGUUUUGUACCCCCUUGCGGUAGCGUAACUAAAACAUGUAGAUACAUACACAAUGCUUGGUUCCUACAUAGUCUCUUGUCUGGCUGCACCUCUCUUUCCUGUCCCCAGAUUGAUAAGUGACAAACAUGCAUUGCAGUGUAGGUCAACGGGGAGUUAAGGUGUGUAAUUAUUACGUAAUAAACUUCUGGUUUCAUACUUUCA